CAAAUAUAAUGUUUUCCUUUGUGAUUGUCUAAUUGUGAAUGAACGGUAAGUUUUCUACACCAAAAAUCGGCGUAUAUUUUCAAUAUAAUUAUGGAAGGUAUUCAAGUUAUCACUCAAGAUUAUAUAAAUGUGCAUAUAACGAAGUCAGACAGCGAAGAUGCCGCACCUGUCGAGAGGAGAUUCAAGAAAGGAAUCACUGUGUUGGAAUUUAAGACAAAACUGGAGUUAGUGACUGGAGGGUCAGCAGCUACAAUGAAACUGAAGUUGUAUGACAAUAAAAACAAUUUAGUGUGUGAUAUUGACAACAAUGAUGCCCUGCUCGGCUCUUACCCCAUUGAUGAUGGCAUGAGGAUACAUGUGGUCGAUAAGUUUGCACUUGUAAAAGAUUUUGAUACUAGUGACAGUGCUGAAAGAUUUCGUCUCUCUGAAGAAGAAUAUGAGAAGAAAGGCGACACACUGAGGUCCUUUCUACAACGUAACAAGCUUGGCAAAUACAAUGAGGAAGAGAUGAACAAGCUCAAAGAACAACAGCAGAAAGAGUUGGAGGAAGAAGCCAAGCUGGCGGCGGCGGUGGUGGUGGGGUCCCGCUGCGAGGUGCGCGUGCCGCAGCAGGCGGCGCGGCGCGCCACCGUGCGCUACAACGGGCCGCUGGCCGCCGCGCGCGGGCUCUGGAUCGGCGUGCAGUACGACGAGCCGCGCGGCAAGAACGACGGAUCUGUGAACGGGCAUCGCUACUUCACGUGCCCGCCGAACUACGGCGGCUUCGUAAAGCCCGUGUACGUGACCGUCGGCGACUUCCCCGAGGAGCAGUUCGACCUCGACGACGAGAUAUGAUCGAGUCGCAUCACAACACGCUCAACCGCCUAACCGCUCACACACCCUGAGUUAAACGUAGGACAUUAUUUGCCUGUUUAUUUUAUUAAUCACUUGUUUUGAUUCUUAAACUGAUAGUAAAUGGAACAUUUGAAAUAAUUAAAAAAAAAUAGAUUUUUAAACUGUUUCGUUCGACAUCAAAUCCAGAAUGGUAUUAAAAAAAAAGAAUUAGGCACAAGGUGUGAUACCUAAAAGUCUUAUAUUAUGUAGAUAGAGCAUCGAGCCUCAAAAACGGGCUAACUUUUUGUAAGCUAAUUGUCAAAUUAGCUUACUCGUUUUUUUUUAAUAUUGUAUAUACUUACGCACAUAAUGUAUCUUGGCGUAUCGAUAUUUCUUUAAUAAAUAAAAUGAAUUUUUGCGCCCUUAAAAAGAUGCAGAAUUUGUAAAACAAAAUAAAUAUAGAAGUUAUAAAGGAAUCAUUCAUAACUAUUUGUCACGCUAAAUUGUAUGAGAAAGUUGACACGCUUUUCUCGAAGCAUUUGUAUGGAGAUACUAUCUAUAUAAUGUAAGCUAUAAGUACAUAACCUACAUGUUUAUAUGUAAUUUUUUCGUAGCAUAUAUUUGAUUAUGAAAUAGAGAAGCUAUCUGUACAAAUACUUUCGAAUUUAUAUAAAAAUAAUUGUCUUUUUUUUUUUUAAAUAAAUUGGCUGAUUAGUAUAAUGUACUAUGGUAACUCAGUUUGUGUCGGUAUAUAUUAUGUAGCUUGCUAGCAGGCUAUGCACUAUGGCUUUAACACGUUUCGAAAUAUUUUAUUUGAUAUAUUUUCAUAAUCAUGAUGGAUGAAUUAGGAGUUGUAAUACUGAAUUGUGAUUUCGUCAAAUAUUUUGUAAUGAACAACAGUUUUGCAUUUUAAAAUGUUGUAAAGCUGAUUCCGACGCGCUGUUUCUCUAAAUUUCUCUAUUUAAAAUUUUAAUAAAAUUUGAUAAUUUCGCGUUAUUAUUGUUUUAUAGACUAUCAUAAAUUAUAAUAUUUUUUACUUAAAUCUAUUAGAAAAUUAGUUCAUAUUGGUCCUUACAAUAAAGAUUACGCUGUGAUAUCAAAUUUUAAUUUUAAAGGCAAGUUUAAAGAAAUUGCGUCUUAGUCGAUCCCAAUGUGAAAUGAAGUCUGUUCGAUUGACAUAAAGUCUAUUGUCCUAUACCGCCGUGAUAAACGACCCGAGCGAAAUAGCUGUAUUGUGAUGUCCUUUAGUAUGUUGCAUCUAUCAAUUUUCCAAAUAGGUAGAAUUAACAUUGCCUUUUUGUUUAUUAAUUAUCUACAUUUAUAAAUGUCCAUUCUGGAAAAAUGAAUUCUGAGAUGUAUAAAUUUAAAACAGCGGUCUCCAAACUUUAAAGCCUUAGGGCUAUGUUUUUUCCAGUAUGUUUCAAGGGCCAAAACAGUUUUAAGGGCAGAAAAAUUCUGGCCUUAACUAUAUUCCUACAGACCAGGGCCGGAUUGAUGACACUAAUCUUAAGUUUUUUUGGGCCGGAUUGAUGGCAUUUGUGGGCCGGAUUUGGUCCGCGAGCUGUAGUUUGAAGGCCCAUGAUUUAAAACAUGUUCUUAAUUUUUAUAUUUUGUAUAUAAAUAUCGUUAAUUUUCAUUGGUCUAGUAUUGUUGGUGCAUUUUAAUAAUGUUUACCAAUAGUAAAUAAAAAACCACCUUAUGGAUGAACAAAAGGCGUGAGCAAAGUGCCAAAUACAUAUAUGCUAUCACGCUCGGUUUGUUAUUCCGGCACAAGUGAGCAUAUUUGUUGUAAUUACAAGAUGGUUUGCUUUUUAUAUUGUAAUUUAAAAAGGUGAUUAAUAUAACAUUUUUGUACACGCCUAACAAGAUAAUUUCAUGUUAUGGAUAAGUACUUAAUAUGUAACUUUGAUAUCUUGAUGCAAAACGUAUAAACCAUAGAUUAAAUUUUAUAACGAUCACCAUGAUGAAUAUGCACUGUAAUAA
This is a messenger RNA of Galleria mellonella (greater wax moth), 2796 nucleotides long. It is a transcript of the gene TBCB, whose product is annotated as tubulin-folding cofactor B. The transcript has 5 exons. Gene Ontology annotation, cellular component: microtubule plus-end; nucleus; cytoplasm. NCBI's taxonomy places the organism in Eukaryota, Metazoa, Arthropoda, Insecta, Lepidoptera, Pyralidae. Gene Ontology annotation, biological process: post-chaperonin tubulin folding pathway; cytoplasmic microtubule organization; tubulin complex assembly. Bases 91 to 834 code for a protein of 247 amino acids. The record is from RefSeq and is a predicted model, not a curated record. Gene Ontology annotation, molecular function: alpha-tubulin binding; microtubule plus-end binding.